This is a messenger RNA of Hyaloperonospora brassicae, 1011 nucleotides long. The record is from the annotation of a GenBank genome assembly. NCBI's taxonomy places the organism in Eukaryota, Oomycota, Peronosporomycetes, Peronosporales, Peronosporaceae.
AUGCUCGUGUUCCCCUUCCGCUUCUUGGGCUACUGCAUGAAGCGCAAGCUCUGGGCCAAACGGACCGCUUCGCGGGCCCACACGCUCUUGGACGACAUUGUCUUUGGCGAAGGCCCGCGCUUUCGCCUCUCGACCCACGAGCUCUACUUCACCGACAUGCAGGACAAGAAGGUGCUCAAGUACUCGCUUGCAACGCGUGACCGGACGGUCGUGUACCACGACGCAGACGACCUGCUCUCGGGCCUGGGCUGGCUACCGGACGGCCGACUUCUCAUUUCGUCCAUGAACAACCGACAAGUGCUCGUCCACGACGAGGCCGCUGACACGACAACGGUCUAUGCCGACGUCAAGGACGUGACGCACGUCCGGGCCAAUGACAUGGUCGUGUCGACCUCGGGUCGCGCCUACGUCGGCAGCUUUGGCUUCCACUUUGACGGACUGCAGUCCAUUCGGAGCUCGGCCAUCGUCAGCAUUGGCACGGACGGCACAGUCCGCGUCGAAGCAACAGGUGUCGUGUUCCCGAAUGGGAUGGUGAUCACUCCGGACGGCCGGACGCUGAUCGUUGCCGAGACGUUUGAAGGGCGGCUGACGGCCUACGACAUUGACCAGGACGGUCGGCUCUUCAACCGACGCGUGUGGGCAGACGUGGGUUCCCCCAUCGACGGUAUCGCGCUCGAUGCCGAAGGGUGCGUCUGGGCCAGCGUUGUCCAGUCCGGUCUCUUUCCAACUGGAGGGGGCCUCGUGCGCGUGAAAGAAGGCGGUGAGAUCGUGGACGUGCUGGGCUUUGGGGCCAACGGGAUCACCAAGUCUGUGUUUGCGUGCCAACUCGGCACGGACGCACAGGGCGAGCACCAGCUCUUUUUCAUGGAGGCCGUGACGUCGUCCGACCGCUUGAUCUGGCAAAACGGCCCGGAAGCAGCGCGGAACAACGGCCGACUGCGUGCGAUCAAAGUUCAGGUUGGCCCUGCCCGAAUGCCAGGCAUCGACACGUAUUGUGGAGGAUGCUGCUAA